CCCUGAGGACCAGGUUGAGAAACAACGGUCUAGGGCCAACCCCCCACCCCUCUCCUUUUUUUCCGUCUCUGAUUGGGUCUGUACCCUUGACAGUGUUUCCCCUAGAUUUACAGCUUUUGGGGGUGGGGGGGGGGAGGUAGACAGACACCGACGGGAUUCAUGGUGUUCAUGUGUUUCUUUAAAUGACAGCAGUCACCUAAUAUAAUGGUAGGGGAAACACUGCUUGACAUAUUCUGGCUUCUUCACUGUACCGCCUUAUUGUGCUCAGCCGGUUCUGAAUUCAGUAGCAUGACCGCAGACCCAAAGGCUUCUUAUCACUGACAUCCAGUCGUCGAUUUUAGCUUACAGGAAGAGAAGAUUAGAUGAAAUGACACAGCAGGAAGCUGAGCUUGGAAGUGCAGUGGUAUCACUUUGAAAUGACUCUGCUGCUGCAGGGAGAAAUUGAUUGUAGUGUUAUGCUUUGUAUAGAUUAUCAUUAGGCUUAGCUGUGAUGUCACAGAACCCUGGGUUUUUCUUGUUUUCUUUAAUCACUGAUUAAUGAGCAUUAAGGACCUUUGUCCUAGGUGGCAUACAGCUUGAUUUUUGCCCAUUUUUAUGGACAUUUGGGUCAUGCUAUGGACUCAUGGAUCCUAGUAUAGAACAGAAUUCAGGAGCAGCUUCAGGAAACUCUUUUAUUCAGUAAAAUCUGUUAGGAAAAUGGAUGAGGCAGCUCUCCUAGUUCAGGGGUCACAUCCUAAAUAGAGGACCUUGUGCAUGUGAAGUUUUGCUUUAAUCCUUGCAUAAUGGCUGUUAAGCCCACUUCCCUAAAGGAGCUGCAGCAGCCAGGCAGAAGAUCAUUACCCAUUUGGAAAUUGUCCUUAACUUCAAAAUUUAUAGAGGCGCACCUUUAUAGAGGGUCGGCACCGAUUCAUACCUAUUAGAUGUGUUAUAGAAAUAUGUACUUUUAUUAUUGUCAUUUUGCUAGGUGCCAUUUCUUAGAAAUAACACCCUGCAGCAGCUUGAUCUUAAUUUAGCAAUAACACUUCUUAAGAAUUGUUGCUUGAAUAUUUCCACCCCAUACAUGGUGAUAAACAAUGUUGAAUGUUAUUUGCAUAUCCUGUUCGUGUACCUCAGUAAAAGACACUGCGAGGGGAGUUCCUCUUUCGAUGUUGGCUGUGUCUGGCUGAGAGGCUGACACCUCGAGGUCAGGACCGGACUUCCCUUACAUCAAGUAAAAAGUCAUCACAGCUGUCUGUGUUGUUCUGUGUUCAGAGACCGAUCGGUUUUCAGCGUAUCUUUAGAAGAAGAUAACCCUAACAAGAUGGAUCAGAUAUGAGCACAGUGAUUUCUGCCUGCUGUGAUGUCAUGUGCAUGCCCUUUGCAGUAAGAACAUCAGAUCUAGGAGGGUGACAAUAUCAGGAGAUGGGAGAGAAGCGGCGUGAGCGCUGGCUGUGAAACCUCCCCCUUGAUGUGCAAAGAGUGAAGAAGAAGCAUUUCAGAGGAACCGAAGAUAAGUGAUGACGUGGCAUGAGCACAGUGCUGGAGAUGCCCAAGAGAAGAGACGUUCUCGCUGUAGUGCUGAUUGUGCUGCCCUGGACGCUGCUCAUCACCGUCUGGCACCGGAGUGCCGUCGCCCCCAUGCUUGCGAUUCCAAAGGCCUGUCAACAGCUAAUCAAAGAACUCUUUGUCCUACCAGAAAGGCCUGUGGUCCGACAGCAGCGGCCAGCAGAUGACAGGAGUGAGGUCCAGCAUGAGAUGGCUAUAGCCCCAGUGACCUCCAAGGAGCGUUGCUCCCCAGAACGGGACAUUGUGGAGGUGGUUCGCACCGAGUAUGUGUACACACGGCCCCCACCCUGGUCUGACACCCUCCCUACCAUCCACGUGGUCACGCCCACCUACGGCCGGCCUGUGCAGAGGGCGGAGCUAACGCGGCUGGCAAACACACUCCUGCACGUGCCCAACCUGCACUGGAUCCUAGUGGAGGACGCAGCCCGGCCCACAGCCCUGGUGGGCCGCCUGCUCCGCAACACGGGCCUCAACUACACACACCUCAGCGUGGAGACGCCGCGGGGUUACAAGAGCCGUGCCGACGCCCGCGACCCUCGUAUUCCGCGGGGCACCGUGCAGAGGAACUUGGCCCUGCGCUGGCUCCGCGAGACCCUGGGUUCCAACUCCACCCAGCGAGGCGUCGUCUACUUCGCAGAUGAUGACAACACCUACAGCCUGGAGCUGUUUGAAGAGAUGCGGUCGACGCGCACGGUGUCUGUGUGGCCCGUGGCAUUCGUGGGCGGCCUGCGCUUCGAGUCGCCACGGGUCAAUGCCGCCGGCAAGGUCUACGGCUGGAAGACGGUUUUCGACCCGCACCGGCCCUUCGCCAUCGACAUGGCCGGCUUCGCCGUCAACCUGCGCCUCAUCCUCCUGAGGCCUCAGGCCUACUUCAAACUGCGUGGCGUCAAGGGUGGCUACCAGGAGAGCAGCCUGCUGCGUGAGCUUGUCACGCUCAGCGACUUGGAGCCCAAGGCCGCCAACUGCACUAAGGUUCUCGUGUGGCACACCAGGACGGAAAAGCCGGUCCUGGUUAACGAGGGCAAGAAGGGCUUCACAGACCCCAACGUGGAGAUCUAAGGCUGCUUCCAAUACUGGCACUCGCGUUGGGCUUGGUUGCCUUGAAGAACCUGAGAGGAGUGACCUAGACCGGACUGCCACGCUUUCCAUGCUCUGUGGCGGGGGGUCCUGGGACAGGCCCCUUGCGACCCCCACUCUAAACACAGCAUUAAUCAGGCGUCAUGUGGAUGGGCCAGCGAUGACCCCGCUGAAGCACACAUCGGUAGAGAGAGCAGCAAUAUUUAUACAGCUCCGUGUCAAGCUAGCAGAAAACCACAGCGCGAGUGACCACAGUGGAGAAGAUGGAGGAGCUGAAAGCCACUCAGAGGCCAGAUCCGACGGGUCGUCAUAGAUUUGCCUCCUUACUAGAACAUGGAGGGGUGUCAGAAGUUAUUGCCGCCACUGGAUAAGACGACCACUUAAUGACCUCACUCAACCUGCAACUAGUUGGCAUUCUGAAUUUUUUUCCUCCUGCAAAUAUACAAAAGAACAUUUUUUUUUUUUAUUCGACGUGUGUGUUUUUUUAAAGGCUGGUUGAACAGCAUUUUGUGAUGUUUGCGUUUGGCACGAGUUGGCGUGUCACACGGCUCGCGUUCAUGAAAGCUGUCAGAAGUGAGUGCAGAUAACUCCUCUUCCAGAAGCUCACCUCACCAAGAUUUAAGCAAUUUAAAAUGUUCGUUAAAAAAAAAAAAAAGCUUUGUAGUUCUACAAAACAAGCAUUCAAAAGCACUUUAUAAGGUUUAUUUUGUUCGCAGUGUUUUUUCCUGUUAUGGAAUCCUGUAAAUUAUUGGUUCUAACCUAAUAAUCUCGCAGCGUAGUUACUUACUGCAGCAGAAAUUGGUUAGUUUUGUGCCUGGAUAAGUUAAUGCACAUUUUGCCCCAGUGAAUAAACGUCUGCAGACUUGUGUGUUAAUAUCUGUACUGUGCCACA
Brienomyrus brachyistius is the source of this 3514-nucleotide messenger RNA. Its product is annotated as galactosylgalactosylxylosylprotein 3-beta-glucuronosyltransferase 1-like. Gene Ontology annotation, biological process: chondroitin sulfate proteoglycan biosynthetic process; carbohydrate metabolic process. Gene Ontology annotation, molecular function: galactosylgalactosylxylosylprotein 3-beta-glucuronosyltransferase activity. Gene Ontology annotation, cellular component: Golgi membrane. NCBI's taxonomy places the organism in Eukaryota, Metazoa, Chordata, Actinopteri, Osteoglossiformes, Mormyridae. The record is from RefSeq and is a predicted model, not a curated record. The transcript has 9 exons. The coding region runs from base 1507 to 2604 and encodes 365 amino acids.